Messenger RNA from Stylonychia lemnae, 2058 nucleotides. The record is from the annotation of a GenBank genome assembly. Lineage: Eukaryota; Ciliophora; Spirotrichea; Sporadotrichida; Oxytrichidae.
AUGAACAGUUUUGGUAAAGCAGUGAAACUAAUAGCAAUUUCAGCCCUACUAUCUAUAAAUUUGAGUCUAAAUACAUCUGCCAACGAGUCACAGUCAACCCAACCUAAUCUUACAGAACUAAAAUCCAAGUUAAGCCAACUAGAAGGAUAGAUUUAAAACACUGAGGCCAAGUUAGAGGCAAUUAGUACUUUGAAAAUGCAUCAUAGACGACAAAAGCUAGUAAAGAUUGGAAAUAGCAAAUUAGAUGAAAUAUCAAGCUUGAACAAGUUGACUUUACAUCAACUGGCUGAUGUUGAUCAUGUCAGACUUCCUAACUAGAGGAUUUUAAAAGCACAUGAUUAGGAUCAUCAAUUUGACGUGAAAGAUAUUUAAAAUGAAGAUAAAUCAAAUAGCCUUAGCUAUAGAGAGUAAUAAAUCAGAAACCCUCUAUUAAAUCAAGUAUUUGAUAGAGGUUAAAUUAUUGGUGAAAAUGAGGUUACUACAUUUGAACUUAUGCCUGUCAAAACUUUCAAAUCAUUACACUCAGCUAUAAUAAGCACAGUCACAGUCUCAGCCUCUAUCAAUGGCAUUAUUUCAGUACAUGAUAUUAAUGGAAAUCUUCUUGACUAAAUUAACAUUGAAGAGGACUAGAAAGUUAUCUCUUUAGCUUAACCUAUAGGUCAAGAUGAUAUGUUGAUAGCUGUCUUAACAGAUAAAGCUAAUGUCUAUACUUUUAAAGCACAUAUAAAAGACUACUUUGGAGAGACUAACUCAACCUCCCAAAAUGAGACUACAAGAAAGUCAUCUAAAAAAGUAUAAAAUCAACCAGCAUUAUAUCAAGUCUUAAAACUAUCUUAAGAAAAGAAAGUGAAUCUUAAAGAACUAAUAGAGAAGGCAAACGCUACUUUUGAUAAAGAAUAGAUUUAGUUCAAGCAAGUAAUGUUCACUAGGUCUAGAGGUAGACUACUUUUAGUUUUCCUCGAUAACACUAAUCAUAUAACUACUACCUCAAUUGAUAUAAAUUUCCUAAGCAGAUAUCUGAUAGACACAUAAAACGAGGAGAUUAUUGGUCUAAGAAAGUAAUAAGUUAGCAUAAUGUUUUUCACUAAAUCUAAAAUUGGAUUUACCAAGAUCACUGAUAAGUCUGUCUCCAACAACUACUGUGAAUCUGGAGCCUCUCAAUUAGUUAACAUUGUAGUUGAUCUAAAUCUUCCUAGUGUAAUAUAUGCCGCAACAAACAGAGGUGAAAUUUACAUCUAUGAAGCUUCUAAUAGAGCCGAUAUAAUGGAUUGCAAGCCAAAAGGAAGAUUAUCGACACCCUCAUAAGUCUAUUAAAAUGAAGCAAAUAGCAUCAAACUAGAAGUAGCCUCUAAUGUUCUAUACGCAUUAUUGGGAGACGGCUCAUUGCAAAUGUUCAAAACCAAUGAUGUUGAUAAGCUAAUUAAAUCUGAAUACCAAGGGGCUGUAUACAAGACUGAGACUUAGAAAAAAAGUCCAAUCUAAAAUGAUUUAGUUAAUACUCAUAGUAUUCAUUUAUCAGUUUCCAAUAAUUUCGUUGCUUUCAAUGGACCCUACCUAGUAGAUGGUAAACAUUAAAUAGACCUUAUUGAGUCAAUGCAUAAUGCUAAAGUUGAUGCCAGUGGAUUGGGCAGUUCAACUUCAUGGGAUACUACUACAAUACGAUAUAUGAUGAUUCUAGCAGCAAUAGCUCUUGUUGGAGGAUACUAGUAUGUGAAGUUUAUGAACAAUAAAAAGGAAAAAGAUGCAAUUAAGUAAAACUUGCCCCCAAAAAAUAAAUAACCAGCAAAGACCUCAAUGAAAUAAGCUCAGCCUUAAUAAAUGUAGGAAGAAGAUGAUGAUUAAGUAGAAAAUGCUGACUCAUUCUCAUAGAUGAGGUAAAUGAUGGAGGAGAUGGAAAGGUUAAAAUAAUAAACAUCACAAAUGACUAACUAGCUUGGAUCGAUUGGUGGGAAAAUAGCCAAUACCAAAAAAGAUGUAAAUAGCUUAGCAGGUGCUUCACAAAGAGGUAAUGGCCCAAACAGUCAACUCAUUGAAGAAUAAUCAGAUGAAGAUUAUUGA